Messenger RNA from Rubroshorea leprosula, 1091 nucleotides. Lineage: Eukaryota; Viridiplantae; Streptophyta; Magnoliopsida; Malvales; Dipterocarpaceae. The record is from the annotation of a GenBank genome assembly.
ACGGAACGGAAGGAAACGAGAGAGCUGCUGGCAUCGGGGGAGCACAUGGAAGAUUUUGAGAAGAAGCUGUCGAUCGCGGAUUCAAUGGAGACUGAAGAACGACCGAACGAAAACUGCAGCAGUAGCAGCAGCAGCAGCAGCAGCAGCAGCAAAGACAAUAAAAUCCUGGAUUUGCUUCGCAGGUUCCUAGAUAUUCAAGAGCGAAGAGCCCAAGCCUAUGCCAAGCUUAAAAAGGGAUUUUCAGACUAUAUGGUUUCAGGAGGGGAGUUAGCUUACCAGCAGCUUUGCAGUGAGAUUACUGUAGAGUUCAAUGACUGCUCAAAACAAGUCCUUGAGAUGGAGUCUCUAUUUCUGAAUCCAGAUUACUGCCGAGCGGAUCUUGUGCAGCUACUUAGAGCUGUUCAAACACAGGAAAAGGAGAAAUUGCAUCUGACUGCUAAAAUUCAGGUGUUGAAGAAGGCUGGCCGCCCAUCAGAGCGCCUGGUGAACCACGAAAAUUGCAAAUUCAAGAAACCAAUGGAGCACGAGUGUGUGCAUCUCCAUGAGAUAACUGAAGCAGCUGGAACAGAAGAAGCAGAAGCAGAUGCUGCAUAUGAUAAUGCUCUCAAUGAAGCCAUUAGAGGCGUGCAGGAUGCUGUCACGACCAUAAAUGAACACUUAGAAGAAGUGAGAUAUGAAAUUGAAGCCCUUGAAGCACAGUAGAGAUGCUAACUUACCUAAGAUUGGAAAUAGACCUAUUAAAGCUAAUCUCUUAGAACAGCAGGGGAGAAUACCAGUGGGGAUUAUGCACCUCUUUUAGUAUUAAUACAUGCAUUCGUUCUGUUGCUGAAUUGUGUAUAAGAUUCUGAUGUUGAAUUUAUUGGCUUCAUAUUUGUUAUUUUAGGGAUUUAUAUUUCCUUUUCUCCUUAAAUCACGUUUGUACCGAAGAGUUGUUUUGUUUCAAUCAAUCAUGUUUGUAACAACUUCCACUAAGCGGACAACUCCUGUAAUCUCUAUCUUCCAUUGUGGGUUACAUAAGAAGCAAAAGGAGAAAAGGAAAUUUCUCUUUUAGAUUACCUGUUCAUAUUCAUGAAUACAUUGUACCGAACCAG